UUCUGCUGUACAUAUAUACAGUCGACACUGAGCGGAUUCAUCAAACAGACACAGUUGCAUCCGUGGAGCCAAACACACGAUCACCAACGUACAGAGCAUUUUUGCCAUGCCGAGUCUGGUCGCAUCCCCACUGACGGAGCUGCACCUCAACAUGGACACUGAUAACAAGAAGAGGGGAGGAAACCUGAAGUCUCGGCUGAGUAGAUCAUCUCAAGCCUCUACCGCUGAGGGGCUUUGUUUCGAGGAGAUGUCCGAGUGGUCACAUUCACUAGAGAGACUUCUAUCAUCCAAAUAUGGCAUCCAGGUAUUCCAGGCCUUCUUGAAGUCAGAGUUCAGCGAUGAAAACAUUGAGUUUUGGCUGGUGUGUGAGACCUAUAAGAAGAUGAAAUGUUCCAUCAUGAUAUUCUCCAAGGCCAAAAAGAUCUUCAAACGCCACAUCCAAGCUAAGGCUCCGAGAGAGAUCAACAUUGAUCACAAGACCAGAGAGCUGAUCAGACGGAACAUGAAGAGGCCCACCACGGUGUGCUUCAGCGAUGCCCAGAGGAUCGUCUACGGGCUAAUGGAGAGGGAUUCUUAUCCGCGUUUCCUCAAGUCUGACAUUUAUCAGGCUCUGCUGGACUCCACAUCAGAAUCAGCGCUGACGUAAAGAAAACAGAUACCAGAGACAUUAUGUUUGUAGAAGCUGUACUGUUGAAGCUGAGCCCCAUACUGGACUACUUGAGAGACUCUAUGGUGUUUGUUUGCUUGUACUGGAAACACUGGUGGUGAUCCCUUUUCAACACAUUCAUUCUGAGUUGGAGAAGACAUGCUUUGGGGUUGGCCACGGCCACAUAAUUGAUUGUCUUAGAGAGGAGAAGUCAGCUCUGUCGUAAAAAAGCUGACGAGUGGCCAAAAAAACAGUCGUUUAUUAGCAGAUGCUGCGAUAGCCGCUGUAAAGCAAAGGGCUUCCCAGAGACGCCUCGUGAAAAUGCGAGGGACUUUCUGUGCGAGACGCCAGGAAGUGUAUGUGGUGCAAACGACACGCUCCACCCAAGAUGCAAGUGCACGAGCUGGAAUCUACAUUUGCACACCAUCUUAAGUUUAUUGUCAUCUCACUAAAGCAAUAGAGAAGUAUGCCGUCUAGAUGUGGAUUUUUAUGCACAGUGUUAAAAUUACAUGAAAUGUUUUACAUUCUGACGUCAGUGUCAGUCACACUGAAAUCACUGAUAUGUUACAACUAUAAUAAUUUGUAAUAAGCUAAAUGUUGUGUCAUAAUCGUCCACAGUCUGUGAGAACGUUAUGUGAAUGUGAAUAUUAAGGUGGAUUUGUAAAUAUUUAAUAAAAGAUAUGCUUUAUAAUUUUAAACGUA
Molecule: messenger RNA, 1348 nt
Organism: Sebastes umbrosus (honeycomb rockfish)
Lineage: Eukaryota; Metazoa; Chordata; Actinopteri; Perciformes; Sebastidae
Product: regulator of G-protein signaling 13-like
Exons: 5
Coding region: 107-646 (179 amino acids)
Source: RefSeq, a predicted model, not a curated record